ACUCAGAGGUUAAACAUAUUAAUUUUUUUUCAGUUAUGAUUCUGUCACUAAGGCAGUAAAUUUUAUCAAGUCACUAUGCAGACAUCUAUUCUUCUUUUACUGGUGUUAAUGUUUUUUCUGUUCAGUUUGGCUGAUGGCAAAAAAGAUAGUACACCUAAGAAAAUCAAAUCUCCUACAAAUGAAGAAAAAACAGAUGUUCUAAUACUUCACAAAAGAAACUUUGGAAGAGUUCUAAGGGAUAGCAGAUAUCUUCUGGUCACAUUUUACACUCCAUUAUCUGGACCAUCGCUCAUGACAUUGGCAGAAGUGACCAAAGCAGCAGCACAGCUAAAAAAGGAAUCGUCAGGAAUCACAUUUGGUAAAGUUGAUGUCUCAAAAGAAAAAGACCUUAAAAACGAUUUUAGUAUCCAUGAAUUUCCUACUCUUAAGUUCUUCAUUAAUGGCGACAAGAAUAUGCCCAUAAAUUACACAGGUGUAAGCAGCGCAUCUUCAUUGGUCACAUGGUUGAAAAGAAGACUAGGGCCAAGUGCGAUUCUGAUCCAUGAUACUGCUGGUGUCGAAUCUUUCAUAAACUCAGCAGUGGUUACUGUCGUUGGCUUCUUUAAGGAUCUCCAGUGCAGACCAGUUGAAGUGUUCUAUGAUGCAGCAAAGGAUGUGUCAGAUCUGCCAUUUGGCAUUACAAAUAACUUAGAUGUUUUCAGUCAAUAUGAUGUUACAACAGACAGUGUUGCAGUAUUUAAAAAGUCUGAGGAAGAAUAUGUACAUUACAAAACAGCUAUAGGAGACCCGGUGAACAAAGUGGAUAUCAUCAAAUUCAUUAGAACAUACGAGAUGGAUAUCGUCACAGAAUAUAAUUCUGAGACAUCAGUGAAGAUUUUCCAUAUACCUAUCGACAGUCACCUUCUGCUGUUCAUUGCCAAGACUUCCAAAGAUUUUACUAAGACUUAUGAAGACUACAAGGCAGUAGCCAAAGAAUUCCGAGGGAAGAUAUUGUUUAUAGUUGCUAAUACUGAUGAAAGUAGGAAUGGACGAAUGUCUGAGUUUUUUCGCGUGCAUCAUGCUGACAUUCCUGGAGUUCGAAUGUUUAAUGUGACCAGCUCUUUUAAAUAUCGAAUGCCUGCAGAUGAAAUCACAUUUGAAAAUGUCAAGACAUUUUGUGAGAGUUAUCUAAAUGGAAAAAUAAAGCCCCAGCUGGACAGUGAAGAAAUUCCCGAAGACUGGAAUCAAACACCAGUGAAAGUAUUGGUUGGAAAAAACUUUGACAAAAUUGUGUUCGACAAAACCAAAAACGCUUUUGUAAUGUUAUAUUUACCAUGGUCUCAGGAUAGCAAACAUCUCCUUCAGAUAUGGACCAAACUUGGAAACAUGUAUGAGGGCUACAGCAAUGUUGUUAUUGCCAAAGUGGACUGUGGAACAAAUUAUAUUCACUCUCUUGGUGUUAAGCAGUACCCAGCAAUUCUGUAUUUUCCUGCUGGAGCAGGUCAGAAGAUUGUGCAUUAUAAUGGAGAAAAGACCUUACAAGCCUUUUCUGGCUUUUUAACCAGCAAUGGCAUACUGCCAGGUGAAAAGAUGACCAAGAAACCAGCAGUCAAGGAUGAGCCAUUUAAUAAAGAAGGCAAAGAAUGGAAAACGAAGAAAGAACUUUAGCCACAUUUGAAUAUUGAUAAAUCAAAAUGACAAACAAUAUUGGUUUAUUAAGAUUUUAAGGGAGACGCAGCAGAGAAGAUAUUCUAGAUGUUUAACGAAGUGCUCAGGUUAAUUCAGACAGACAAAUUCCAACCAUAUAUACAUUCACAAUAAAUACAUAACAUUUUACCCCUAAAAACAAAUAAAGAGAUAUUAAAAUA
Messenger RNA from Protopterus annectens (West African lungfish), 1847 nucleotides. It is a transcript of the gene PDILT, whose product is annotated as protein disulfide isomerase like, testis expressed. Gene Ontology annotation, biological process: protein folding; response to endoplasmic reticulum stress. NCBI's taxonomy places the organism in Eukaryota, Metazoa, Chordata, Ceratodontiformes, Protopteridae. The record is from RefSeq and is a predicted model, not a curated record. The transcript has 11 exons. Gene Ontology annotation, cellular component: endoplasmic reticulum. Gene Ontology annotation, molecular function: protein disulfide isomerase activity. Bases 76 to 1647 code for a protein of 523 amino acids.